Pogona vitticeps (central bearded dragon) is the source of this 7835-nucleotide messenger RNA. The record is from RefSeq and is a predicted model, not a curated record. NCBI's taxonomy places the organism in Eukaryota, Metazoa, Chordata, Lepidosauria, Squamata, Agamidae.
CGCUUCCUGGGCGCCCGCCGUUGCCCUGGCGACGGGCCCGUGAGGGCAGUCAGGUCUCCUCGGAGGUCUCAGGAAGAAGAGGAGGAUGGAGAGGAUGAAGAAGAUGAGGAAGAUGCUGGGCCUGGGGAGGAAGAAGAAGGCGCGCCAGGAGGAGGAGGGAGCCCCCCCGCCGCCGGAGCCCCAGUCCCGGAGCGGGGCCGCCACCGCCGGGGCCUACCGGGUGCGGAGCCGGGAGCUGGGCCCGCUGCAUCGGGCGGCGGCCGAAGGGGACUUGGGCCGGCUCCGGCAGCUCCUGACCCAGAAGCAGGACCCGGACCAGCGGGACCGAGGCGGCCGAACUCCUUUGCAUCUGGCCUGCGCAAAUGGCUGCACUGAGAUUGUGGCUCUCUUAGUCGACCACAAAUGCCAGCUAAAUAUCUACGACGGUGACAAGAGGUCUCCGCUAAUGAAGGCUGUACAGUGUCAGCAAGAAUUGUGCGCCAUUUACCUGCUUGAGCACGGAGCAGAUCCUAAUUUUGUUGACGUCUACAGUAAUACUGCCCUCCACUUUGCUGCCUUGAAUUCCAGCAUAUCGAUAGCCAAACAUCUGCUCGAUCAUAACGCCAACAUUGAAGCACAGAAUACGGAUGGGAGCACACCCCUGAUUGUUGCGGUAGUUGAAAAUAACCGAGAAAUGGUAGAGUUUCUUCUCAAAAAAGGAGCUUCGGUGCAUGCAACUGAUAAUGCAGGAAGAACUCCUCUCCUGAUCGCUACCUCCAAUAAGAAGCGCGAUUUGACCCAUGUUCUCUUGUCUUAUGGUUCGGACGUAUCCCACAAAGACGACAGCGGAUGGUCAGCCCAGGACUACGCGAUGCUUAGCGAUGAUCCUAUCCUUCUUCAAUAUAUCGCUGAAUAUUCCAAGCAGAAAAAUGGAUCAGGGAAGUCUGAUGACCAGAACGUCUUCUCGGUAUUGAACGUUCCAGACAGAACUGGAGAUGCCGGUAUUACCUUAGGCGCACCUGCGACAAAUAUAGAAGUCCUUGAGGAUCAUUCUUCUGGAGAUUCAGUAAGAGAUUCUGGGAAAACGGACGAUACCUGGCCGUCUUCAGAAGAGGAAGAACUUGAUUUCAGUGUUAAGAAACCGCAGAAACCCAGUUUGGCUCGGCUAAUGAGCGUCUCUCAGCAAUUCAAGACAAAUGUAGACGAGAAAAGUAGCCUUUUCCGAUCAGAACUUGUAGUGGACUCACAACGGAAUAGCUCAAUUUCGGACGCCGGAGGUGUCAAUGAAUCCUUUUCUAGGCCCCUGUUCCACGUCCAGUCCUUCCCUCAACCUGCCCAUUCCUCGCCUGGUUCCUUUUCUACACAGUGCCAGAUGGCGUCUCGCUUAAGCCCUAAGCAGGAAGGCUCUUUUGAAGAGGAAGAGGAUGAAGAGGAGGAGGAGGAGGAAGAAGAUGGAAAAAAUCCAAGUUUCAUGGCUAAAAACCUGAACUGCCAUGCAAUCUCCCUCAACCAGAUUUCCUCGCAAGACGACAGUGUUCAAAAGGCUUCGUUGAGAUUAGGAGCGGAUGAAGAGGAGGACAAGGAGAAGGCCCCAGAAUCUCCCUGGGAUUCGGAGGGUGUAUCUGAAAGUCCCAGAAAGCCGGCAGUGGAUUCCUCACCCGCCUCUCCUGCCAAAAUCAAGACCCUGAUGCCUGCCGUUGCAGAAGAGCCAUGUGAUCGGAGCUCGGCCAAUGCGAAGCCAGAAAUGGCUAAAAUGAAUUUGGAACACGAGGCUGCUUCCUCUCCUCUUUCGCAGCAAGACCAGACCAGAGGAAAGCAGAAAUCAGACUUAAUGGAAGAACUCGGCUUAGAUGACGCAGAUGACAUUGAAGAUGCAUCAGACUGGGAUUCUGCCAGCGUUUCUCAGAGUCUCCCCUGCGUCAACACCUUUAACAUCUUCUCCUGGGGAGAGUGUAGCACUCCUGCACAAUUACCAAUGAGUAACGCCAGCCCGAGAACCUCCAUUCCUGCGAGAGUGGACGACACCCCUGUUACAGAGACCAGAGAGGCUGCAAAAGGUCCGUCGUGUAGCAAACAGAAUGCGGAAGAAUUGGAACAUGGUGACGCCAAGGGUAAAAGUAUAAUAACUGCACCCAGCUCUCGAGAAAAACUGCCACCUGGAAAACAGAAUGGAGAACAUUUAUGUCUUUACAACGGAAAGAAAACUGGAACAGAAAUCGACAAAGCGGAGGAUGAAGGCCGGCCCGUUGAUGCGACCUUUUGGGAAGAAAGAUAUGAAAAACUCUGGGUUGCGAAGGAAAAAAGAGAAGUCAAGUCAAAUUUUAAGAGCAUCACAGCGGAACUGAAGCUGAAGUUUGGUGAAAUUGACAUCAACCAGACAAAAAGUAGGAGUUCCACGGAAGGGCCAUCCCACGAUGUUUUCAGCAGCAGGGUUGAAGGAGUAGAAGAAUCCCUGCCAUCUCAUCCGUCUGAAGCCACCAUUCGCAUUUGGAGAAAGGGUGAAACGGGCCCAUUAAAGCCCGUUGUUGCAGGAAAGGAUCCGGAUGCUGAGAACUCUGUAUUAUGUCCUCAGGAUUCGAAGCUUCUUUGUCCACCAGGCGAGAAUCAAAGUGUUGAAGCAAAUCAGGAAAGAAGCGAUGAUCUUUCGCCUGAGGGCAAGGGGUUUACCCGGCCAGGAACAGACAAGAGUGGAGAUCAUUCGCAAAAGUGUCCUGGUGAUUUGCCAGUAGCCGCCGAUCAAGAGAGGGUUGCAGACACCAUUUUUAGGACGUUUCUGAAACAACGAAAAACCCAAAGCGCAAGCCAUCAAGAAACCCUCCCGGAUUUUAACGCUGGUGUCCACACGGGUCAGUGUUUAGAUCCUGAGCUUGGAAAUCGAGGGGAACCUCCUGAUAAGGACCCCCGAAAAGAGUGGGACGAGGCGUUAGAACGUGAUGUUGCGAGAUUUAAGAAUGAGGUAGGGAUGUUACGGAGAGCGUUCCUGGCUUUGGAGAAGGAAAAGGCCCGGCUCCAGAAAGAGGUGGAAGAGGAAAAAAGGAAGCAAGAGUUGGCAGAAACUAAGAAAGCUGAAAACACGGAAAAAGCGGCUGCAAAUGUUGAAGAGAAAAUGGAACAAAGGCCCUCAGCAGAUGAAAACCACCCUCUUGCAACAAGAGAUGAAAGGAAAAGUGCCGUGGGAGAAGACCAAGGAACAGAUGUCGUUUCUUCAUCAGAUGGAGAGGAACUGGUCCCAGUCCCUCAUAAGGGGAAUAAUCCAACUGCCCACGCAAAGGGUCGGAGGAAAAGGGAAAAGAAAAGACGAAUUUCAAAGCCGAAAUUCGGUCAGCAAACCGUCGACAAGCGACAUCAGCCCCAGGACGAGAGCAGUUUGAGUGAAGCGUCUCUGGAGGACGAAAAACAGCCAGAAAAAAUGGUGAACAGAAGAAACAAGAUCUGCAAAGCGAUGGAUAUUACUAACAAUUGUGAAGAUUUAACGCCCUCUUCUGACACAGCUACUGAGGACAUUGAGUCGCCUACCUCUGUCUACGGAGAAGCUAUGAUGCUGAUCGAACAACUUACUCUGGACAGUAAAGCAGAUGCGGUGAGUCUCUUUAAAAUUCAGAAUAUAUUCCAUGGAUAUGAACGGGUAAUUGAGCGUGAAAAGGGCCGUUCCACCCAGCUCCUAGGAAAAGUGAAAAAACUUGAGAACGAGAAAAAAGACCAACAGCGAAUUCUUGACGAAGUGAGAGAGGCGAAAUGCAUGCUGGAUCAUCAAACAGUGGAACAGGAAAGCGAUAUCAGCAGUCUGAAAUUCUCUCUGAAACAAGAAGAAGAAAAGAGGACGAGCGUUGAGAUGCAGUAUGAGAAAACCCAGGAACAGCUCAGGAAGAAAGAGGAGCAGUGUUGUAAACAGGUGGAGGAGAAGCAGCAGCUUGAGAUUAUGCUGAGAGGUCUGGAAGUGGAGUUAAGAACACUGAAAAACCGCUUGGCACAGGUUGAAGAAGAACGCGAUGAAACGCAGCGACAGCUUUCUCAGGAACAGAAAGCCCGGGCUCUGCAGGAAGGGGUUUUGAACACCCACCUCUGGAGGCAGAAGGAAUGGGAGGAAGAAUCAAAGAAAGCAGCAGCUAAGCACUACGAGAUGAGCGAGCAUCACAACCAGGAAGAGGAACUGAUGCAGCAAAAUCAAGCCUUCCAGGAGGAGCUGGCUGUACUCAGAGCCGAGCUGGACCGCCUCAGGAUUCACCACGAAGAGAAAGACAGCAGAUAUUUAGAAGAAAACGAAGCUCUGAAAGAAAAAAUAGAAGACUUAAAAAAGGAGCUAAAAUUAAACGAAGAGGCUUUGACACAGACCAUCUUUCAAUACAACGGGCAAAUCAAUGUUUCUAAAACAGAGGCCGCCGUGCUGGCCUCCAAACUGGAGCACACGAAGGAAAACAAAGAGCGACUCGAACUUGAACUCGACUCCUUCCGUGCCCGCGUGAGUGCUGCCAUUCAGGAGCUUGAGCAGAGCCAGGUGUCCAGGAAAGAUCUGGAGCUCACGCUGCGGCGCGAACGCGAGGAAUGGCUCCGUUCAAAAGACCAGCUGAGCCGCGAGGUCGGCGCCCUGCAAGAAGCCAACGGCAGCCUCUCUCAGCAGCUGGGAAGAGCCGAGAGCAAAAUCAACAGCCUGGAGAAUGAACUCCAGCUUGCGACUCACGGUCUCAGAGAGAAGAGCUUGCUCUUCGAAGGUGUUCGGAGAGACCUGGAUCAGGCCCAGGGCCGAGCAAAGGAGCUGGAACAUGCCUUGGAUGUGGAAAAAGAACAGAGGAACAAGCAGGUCAUCAAGCAGGAUUCACUGCAGGAGCGGCUGGCCCAACUCCAGAGCGAAAACCUUCUCCUCCGGCAGCAGUUGGAGGACGUCCAGAACAAGGGCGUGCUCAAAGAAAAAGUCGUGACUGACGUCCAGGAGAAAUUUAGUGACAUAUUCGGCAAGCUCCAGGCGGACACCGAGAAGCAGCUCCGGAUGGUGGAGGAGCGGAACCAGGAAUUGGUGGCCAAGUGCCACGAUUUUAGGGAGCAGGUCCUGAAAUACGAAGCGGAAAAAGCGGACCGAGAGGGUACGGUCAGGCAGCUGCAACAGGAACUGGCAGACUCUCUGAAAAAGCAGUCCAUGUCCGAAGCCUCCCUCGAAGUUUCCACGCGUUACCGGAGUGACCUAGAAGAGGAUAAGCAGCAGCUUCAGAAGGAAAUUGAUCGAAUAAAAUCCAAGCUGCAGGAGUCGGAAGAACAGUACCUUCAGUCAGAAAGACGAAUCCACGACUUAAGGAACGCGUUGGAUUCUAAGGAGCGGGAAGCCAGUGUGACGUCUCAGAAACUGCACGACCUUCUAGCUGCAUCGUCGGGAGCAAAUAAUGCCAUAAAGCAAUUAGAAGGGCAUAUACAGAGGCUUGAGGUUGAAAAUGCAAGACUAGAAGCCACAACCACCCAGCAAAGCCACAGGAUCGAGAUUCUUCAGAAGGACCUUCAAGACAGCCUUUCGGUUCACAGUCGGCUUGAGGAAUUGAUCACUGGCCUUCAGACGGCAAAAAUAAAUUUGGAGGAAGAACUGCAUCAGCAGGCCCAGAAACAAACGACACUCUCAGCGAUGGCUCAAGAUACUCACAGCUUGUGGGAGGAAGAGCUGAAGUCCAGGUCGAAACUCGGCAUUCGCCUUUCAGAGCUUGACCGGGAAAAGGCAGAACUGAUGGCUCAAUGUGAGAACGAAAGGAAAAAAGUGAAGAAGCUGGCAGAGUUAAAACGCUCGGUAGAACUACGUCUAGACCAAGAAAUGAAAAGAAACCAUGAAUUGCAGAAAGAAUAUAAUGGAAUUAAAAAACUUGCGAAAGUCACUAAGAGAAAACUGAAAGAGUAUGAAAGCAGCGAGAGUUCAUGGCGAGACAUGAAAACCAAAUAUUCCGAAAAUGAGGUGGAAAUCGGAAAGCUAAGAAAAAAGGUGGAUGAACUUUCUUACCAGCUGGAGGCUGAAUCCACGCGGUGCACUCGUUUGGAAUUGGCCAACGACGAGCUGCGCAGAGAGCUGUCUUCUAUGAAGACGCUGCGACGGAAUUACGAAGAGCUGCAGAAAAGCAAGCAGCGGCUGGAGGAAGAGAUGGCCGGCCUCCAGACUCCGGGGCCAGGUCGCCCGUUCGACCUCAGCCAAGUGGAACAGUACAAAAGGGACGUUGAAGAGCGGGCCAAGCAGGAAGUCAUUCAAAAACUGGAAGAAGUCAAUUUGUUCCUGCAGACCCAGGCGGCCUCACAAGACACCUUGGAACAGAUCCGGGCAACUAAUCAGGCCUCUUUGAGAAACCAGCUCGAAAAGCGGAUUCAGGAUCUGGAGUCCGAGCUGAGCAAACUGAAGAGGUGCGAGCAAGAGGGCCGCCUGCAGAAGGAGCUGGCGCAGUCCGAACUGGAAAGAUGCAAGAGCCUGUACUCGGAGGAGUUAAAAACGAGGAAGACCUUGGGGAGGAAAUUAGAUCGAGCUCAAGAGAAACUGGCCGAAGCAAACGCCAAGCUCUUCCACGAGCGCCACCGGAGCAAGUCCUUACUGGCCAGCAGCUUUCUAAGCGGAAGCCUCUCCGCAGGGCCCAUGCGGGAGACGGUCCCGCUGGGAAACCUCGGCGGAGGCAGCCUGGCAUUCGGCCGGCCCCUGAGCCUGGGGUCAGGCUUCGUCGGCCCGUCCGGAAGCCCAUUGGCUUCGAAAAGCCGAGUGGAGGCUUACUUGGCAAAGAUGCAAAUGGAGCUAGAAACAACCAUCAACAAGGAAUUAGACCAAGCUAAGGCUGAAUUGGAUGCCGCCUCCGCCCGAGUCUCCCCGAUUGGGUCCCUUGAUGGAUCUUCAAAAAACCUAAAUCCGGAGCCAGACCAAGUUGCCAAGGCUGCGCAGGAGUAUCUCGACGUUUUGAAAAAGAAUUAUAUGAUUUGAAGAAACUCUUGAGAAACUCUUGUUUAGAGUGUGUGGAAUGUGACUUUUGGGAUAGAAAUGGGUGGUCUGUUCCAACUGUGAAAUCAUUUCAUAGUUAUAUAAACGUAUCAAGCACAAAGCACUUCUAACGCUGCACAGGGUCCCCCCCCCCAUUCCAUUUGUUCCUCCCAUUUUAGGCAAAUAUAUGCCUGCCGAUCGAUGUUGUCCAAAACUGCCCGGUCGCUAGUCAUUUUUAUGUACUUCUGGAGGGCCCGAUGGUGUGGUCUUCAUCACAACACUGAGAUACGUCAGCGUUUUGUGCCAAGAGACUUGUUGCAGGCAUUUUUCAAUGGAACAUAAAAUGCACAGAGGUUUUCAAUGAAUGAAACCUGGGGUACUUAGAGCCGUUGGUACCUCCUUGCUUGCGCUAUCAGUGACUCUUCUUUGACUUCCUUCCCCCCCCCCCAUGUUUUCAAGAGUUGUCCGAUAUUUUACGGGGGCCUCGGAGAGCAAGCUUGUCAAUCUGCUCUAGGGCACAGUUCAGAGGUAAAUGAGAAGGUGGUUACUUAUUCUUGCUUACAGUAGGGCUCCCAUAUCCGCAGGCGGAUCAGUUCCAAGCCCUCCGUGGAUGCAGAAAAACGCAGAUAAUAGAGAACACUAUUUUAAUAACUAACACUAUACGUCACAUGGGCCUGGCUGUCUCUAAUGCCCAGUCCUGGUAACUUCAUCUUCAGAAAUAUUUAUAUUUUUAAGAUUUUUCUUUCAGUAUUUUCAGGUCGUGGAUAAGUGAAUCAGUGAAUAGUGAUCCCGCAGAUAGAGGGUCCUGCAGUAUUAUAGCAACAAAUUGUUGGUAAAUACGUGGCAUUACAAACACACACUUUUAAAGGAAAACAGUGUUUUUCUGCCUCUCUGCGUAUUGUAUGCAUUUCAUCAUGUCUUUGCAUUUAAUAAA